Messenger RNA from Salvelinus fontinalis (brook trout), 3545 nucleotides. RefSeq names its product serine/arginine-rich splicing factor 2-like. Bases 161 to 760 code for a protein of 199 amino acids. The record is from RefSeq and is a predicted model, not a curated record. Lineage: Eukaryota; Metazoa; Chordata; Actinopteri; Salmoniformes; Salmonidae. Gene Ontology annotation, molecular function: RNA binding. The transcript is spliced from 3 exons.
CAGCCAACACAAAAAGGAAGCUCCUGAGCCGCCAUUUCAUAUGCGAGCAGCUGAGAGAACGGGGUGAGUUGGGAAUACAAAUCAGCAAAACAAAAACAAAUUUAGUCUACAAUAACGAUUUUUAAUCUUCGUCUGGCUAUCUCAUUUUUGGGGAGCAAAGAUGAGCUACGGAAGGCCUCCGCCCGAUGUCGAGGGUAUGUCCUCGCUCAAAGUGGACAAUCUCACGUACCGGACUUCGCCUGAGACCCUACGCCGAGUUUUCGAGAAGUAUGGCCGGGUGGGAGACGUGUACAUCCCCCGCGAUCGGUACACCAAGGAGAGCCGCGGUUUCGCCUUUGUGCGGUUCCACGAUAAGCGCGACGCUGAAGACGCGAUGGACGCCAUGGACGGGGCCUUGCUCGAUGGGCGGGAACUGCGAGUGCAGAUGGCGCGAUAUGGCCGUCCACCAGACUCCCACUUCGGGCGCCGAGGCGGCAGUGGACCCCCAAGGAGGCACGGAGGCUACGGGCGCAGGAGUCGUUCGGCCAGCCCCCGCCGGCGAAGACACAGUCGUUCCCGAAGCAGGAACCGCAGUCGUGGCCGCGACUACAGCCGCUCACGGUCUCGUUCCUACUCUAGGUCCCGUUCCAAGUCCCGCACACCCCGCAAGAGCAAGUCCCCAUCAAGGUCCCGCAGCCGCACCCCGCCUUCUAACAGAGGCUCACGGUCGAGGUCCAAGAGCUUGCCCAAAUCCCCCGAUGACAACGGAACCGAGUCUUAGUAACAACAGUUCCAACCCAGACCCAGUAAGACGAUGUCAGACGAUUGAGACUUCUUCUCUGUGGACGUCGACCAGAGCUUAAGUCUGCCAGUGGACACCUCUCUACGCCUAACAGAAUACUGACCAAAAGGUUGUGACUUGGUCUUAAAUGUUUUGGUUUCAGUUGCCCAGAAAUAGACUGUACUAUAUAUUUACCAAUGCGUGUAAUGCCGUUGACUAGAGUGAAGGACAUGUUUUCAGGUGAACUGUAUUUUGUCUCAUUGUUAGUGCAGGUUUGUUGUAUUUUAAAUCAAAUUAAUCUUAUGAAGUAGCCCCCCCUUUUAUUUAUUGAAGCCCUUAUUUAGUAGUCUAAUUCUCUACAGAAGGAUUCCCGUAUUGAGUUACUGAUGUUCUUUUGGAGAGUUGAAUUUAGCAGAGUUACCCUAAAGAAAAUGUUCUGUUAUUUUCUAAGCAAAACCAGCAACAUGUAGAGGCAAACCAUAUAAGCCAAGAUUGUAUCAAAAAUAUUUAACAUUUUAUGUAAUUCGCUAACCUAACUAGGAGUGCAGAUAUUGUUUUUUUAUGUAUGUAUGUACACUGAGUACACAACAUUAGGAACACCUUCCUUAUAUUGAGUUGCACCUCCCCCUUUGCCCUCAGAACAGCCUCAUUUCGUGAGUGAAUAGACUCUACAAGGUGUAGAAAGUGUUCCACAGGGAUGCUGGCCCAUGUUGACUCCAAUGCUUCCCACGGUUGUCAAGUUGGCUGGAUCUCCUCUGGGUGAUGAACCAUUCUUGAUACACACGGAGCUGUUGAGCAUUAAAACCCCAGCAGCGUUGCAGUUCUUGACACAAACCUGUGUGCCUGGCACCUACUAUCAUACCCUGUUCAAGGGCACUUAAAUCUUUUAUCUUGCGCAUUCACCCUCUGAAUGGCACACACAAUCCAUGUCUCAAUGCUUAAAAAAUCCUCCUUUAACCCAUCUCCCCUUCAUCUACACUGAUCGAUGUUUCUUUAGCAAGUGACACCAAUGAGGGAUCAUACUUUCACCUGGUCAGUCUGUCAUAGAAAGAGCAGGUGUUCUUAAUGUUUUCUAUACUCAGUGUAUAUUGUUGAUAUAAAAAGUCUCUGGUAUGCAUUUACUUUCCUGUGAAUUCUAAUCCCCUCUUGUGUCAUCUUUUGUGCACUAGGCGCAGUUGUGUAGCAGUUGAGUAUUGCUGGUUAGCUGUUAAGGUGCGACGCAGUGCUGAUGGUGAGGUGGCAGUGCAGUGGCUGGCGGGGGUGUUGCGGUGCCCGGUGCCGUUGCCGCCCUGUUAUCGACUUGGUGCUGCUGCCGUUUGAUUUAUUCUUACAGACCAGAACCAGGCAAUCACUGCUGUGGUGGCAGAUCUGAUCAUCCCAUCUCUCUCCCUCUGUCUUAUGGUCUCUUACCAUUGUUGAUGUACCAAUACUAUCCUCUUCCUCCAUCCCUAGCCUGGUGUAACCAGUCUGAUCGCUGUUUAACAUUUUAUUAUCGAUCAGGCUGGUUCCACUACCCCCCCCCCCCCCAAACUGUGGUUUAGUCCUCUGUUGUACCCAGUGUUGAUGGAAGAGUCUCAUGGCUCGAUAAAGGGUGUCCCAUUAGCUUGAUAAAUUAGUCUCGCAAGAUGUCUUGUAAAUGCUCCAGGUGAAGGCUAAUAAAAAUGUCAAAUUUGUUUUGUUAUGAACUGUUAUUCAAGCAAAUCUUGCGAGAGCCUAUCUAUUGUCAGCUUUGCUCCUUCAGAGCUAGCCAAGACAAAUUAAUUGUUAUUGAGCCAAUACAUUUGUCACCAUAAUCCUUGAGUUAAAAGCCGAAUACAAACAUGGUUUCUUGCGUAAGGUGAGAGCGCCAACCUAAACAUCCGUAGUGGGAAAGGUACCCAAUUGACUAAAAGUGGCAGACCACGUAACAACACCUGCACAGGAUCGGUACAUCCGAACAUCACACCAGGUACAGGAUGUCAACGACAACUGCCCGAAUUACACCAGGAACGCACAAUCCCUCCAUCGGUGCUCAGACUGUCUGCAAUAGGCUGAGAGAGAAGCUGGACUGAGGGCUUGUAGACCUGUUGUAAGGCAGGUCCUCACCAGACAUCACCAGCAGCAAUGUCGCCUAUGGGCACAAUCCCACCGUCGCUGGACCAGACAGGACUGGCAAAAAGUGCUCUUCACUGACGAGUUACGGUUUUGUCUCACCAGGGGUGAUGGUCGGAAUCGCGUUUAUCGUCGAAGGAAUGAACGUUACACUGAGGCCUGUACUCUGGAACCGGAUCAAUGUGGAGGGGGCGGUGUGUCACAGCAUCAUCGGACUGAGCUUGUCAUUGCAGGCAAUCUCAACACUGCUUUACAGGGAAGACAUCCUGACAUGAUCCCAGCCAUAUAGCUCGUUCUGUGCGUGAUUUUGACAGGAAUGUCAGUGUUCUGCCAGCGCAAAGCCUGGAUCUCAGUCCCUGUUGGAUAGGAGGCUGAGGGCUAGGGCCAUUCCCCCCCAGAAAUGUCUGGGAACUUGCAGUUGCCUUGGUGGAAGAGUGGGGAAACAUCUCACAGCAAGAACUGGCAAAUCUGGUGCCGUCCAUGAGGAGGAGAUGCACUGCAGUACUUAAUGCAGCUGGUGGCCACACCAGAUACUGUCUUACUUUUGAUUAUGACCUCCCCUCCUUGUUCAGGGACACAUUCCAUUUCUGUUAGUCACAUGUCUGGAACUUGUUCAGUUUGUCUGUUGUUGAACCUUAGGUUCAUACAAAUAUUUGCACAUGUUACGUUUGAAAAUAAACGCAAUUGACAGUGA